Messenger RNA from Phalaenopsis equestris, 1691 nucleotides. Its product is annotated as protein GPR107-like. NCBI's taxonomy places the organism in Eukaryota, Viridiplantae, Streptophyta, Magnoliopsida, Asparagales, Orchidaceae. Gene Ontology annotation, biological process: transport. Bases 194 to 1456 code for a protein of 420 amino acids. The transcript has a single exon. Gene Ontology annotation, cellular component: membrane; Golgi apparatus. The record is from RefSeq and is a predicted model, not a curated record.
CAACCGCCUUAAUGCCAUAAUUUUUCCUUUUCCAUUCCCUUAUUUUGGUCAUAGCGAUUUGUGCACAAGUUUGAAGAGCCCUCCUUUCCUUGCCGACGAUUAACGCUUUGAGAACGCGUACUCCGGCGAAGUCCCUCCUCCGGCGAAGAAGUAAGAGAGAGAGAAAGGGAGAGAUCAGAUCUCGUUGUUUAUAAUGGAGAUCUCAGGCUCUCUCCGCAGAAGGGCGGCCUUUCUUGUCUUGACGAUUGCUGUAGCUGCGUUGCUGAUCUCGCCGUCGGUGGCUGAGAUCCGCCUGAACGAGAUAAAAAACGACGCCCGGUCAAUAAUACCCUUCGACGAGUUCGGAUUCACACGUACUGGCGUCCUCGAACUCAAAGUCUCCGGGAUCUCUGUCUCCGAUACAAAUCCCGACCUCGAUGUCUCGCAGCUAGGGUUUUUCCUAAGCACACACGAUACCUGGAUUCACGUUUUGCAGCAGAUACAGGAGAUGGAUGUUACUUGUGCUCUCCAAUCAACGCUCGUCAAACUCGUAUACACCUUCGAUCGUUUACCGGCAACUCAGAUUCGCGUUUCUAUGUCUGUUGAAUCUGCUAUGUACAACAUCGAACCUGGUUCUGGGCGGCGCGUCUACCUGUCUGCCGGUUCUGCCAUAUUGCCUUUCGUCUACUUCCUUUUCUUCCUAGUCUAUGGCAGCCUUGCGACGCUAUGGGCUUCGGUUUUGUUUCGUAAGCGGCUGACUGCAUGCCGGAUCCACUACUUCAUGCUCGCCGUUGUCAUCCUCAAGGCGCUUAAUCUUAUAUGCGAGGCUGAGGACAAGUCGUAUAUUGAGCGUACUGGCAAUGCCCAUGGAUGGGACGUUCUCUUCUACAUUUUUAGCUUCUUGAAGGGGAUUUCCCUAUUUACUUUGAUUGUCCUGAUUGGUACCGGUUGGUCCUUCCUUAAACCCUACCUUCAGGACAGGGAGAAGAAGGUGCUUAUGGUUGUAAUACCUCUCCAGCUCGUAGCAAAUAUAGCUCAGGUGGUGAUCGAUGAGUCCGGACCUUAUGCCAGAGAUUGGAUUACAUGGAAGCAAAUCUUUCUUCUUGUGGAUGUCAUUUGCUGCUGUGCUGUUCUUUUCCCCAUUGUCUGGUCGAUUAAAAACCUUCGUGAGGCUGCAAGGACGGAUGGAAAAGCUGCUGUUAAUCUCAUGAAGCUCACACUUUUCCGACAAUACUACAUUGUUGUAAUUUGCUACAUCUACUUUACUCGAGUUGUUGUGUACGCGUUGGUUACUAUUACCUCUUAUAGAUAUAUUUGGACCAGUGUGGUAGCUGGGGAGCUGGCCACCCUUGCUUUCUAUAUCUUCACCGGAUACAGGUUUAGGCCCGAGGUCCAUAACCCGUACUUUGUGAUUGAUGACGAUGAGGAGGAGGCAGCUGCAGAGGCUCUUAAGCUUGAGGACGAAUUUGAAUUAUGAUUAUAGGUGUAGAGGGUUAUUAGAAAUUGUACUUUCUUGUUCCCCCAUGAAAGAUGACCUUUACAACCAUCCCCAUCAUGGGGAGAUUUCAGCGUCUUGUAGUCUUUGGUAUAUUAUACUUGGAUAUUUUUAUCACUCCUUUACCCAUGUAGAAGGGGAUUCUCGGUCAUAUCCCCAUGUGUAACUUUCAUUUGUUACCUUGUGUACAUUUUAUUAAUCUUUUAUCUUGGAAAGC